This is a messenger RNA of Ectocarpus sp. CCAP 1310/34, 1507 nucleotides long. The record is from the annotation of a GenBank genome assembly. NCBI's taxonomy places the organism in Eukaryota, Phaeophyceae, Ectocarpales, Ectocarpaceae.
CCCCCUUCUGGACAGAGACGAGUUCCGGGUCAUCAGCAGCUGUUGGCCGGAGUACUUUCCCGACGAGGGAGCGGACGGAGCGCCUGAGAGUGAUUCCCGGCUGUUCGCCGCGGGGGCUUUUCGAGACUUCUUCCUAGCAGGGACUGGCGACGAUGGAGGCGAACACACACGGCACCCGGGCGGCUCUAGCCUGCUUGAGGGGUGUGAUCUCGAGACGUGCUCCUCCGUUCGGCUUGACUACCACCGUUUCCUGGAGGCGGUACCGAUGCCUGAUUUCGCGAAGGAACUUCAGGAGAGACCGACGAAGGUGAUAGCGUGCGUGGGGCUUGGCCUCUGCCUGGCGAGACACCACCUCUGCCCCGAGGGGUCGGUGGCAGCCGUGCGGCGGCGGGGCAAGGUAACGGCACGCUUUGAUGGAGCCCUCCCGGUGUGGGGAAUCUCGGAGCUCAAGUCCAAUGCCGUAGGGAAGUUCGUUACCGUGGUGGGCAACGUGGUGCGAGUGUCCGGCAUCUCGGCCAUGGUCCUCAAGGCCAGCUUCGCGUGCCCGAAGUGCGGCUGCGAGCAGACCAGACAGUUUGUCGACGGCAAGUUCAACCCUCCCACCUCCUGCGCGGGCGCCAACUGCAAAGCUAGGAGCUUUGAACUCUUGCGGAACACGGCGACGACGGUCGACUUCCAGAAGAUCAAACUGCAGGAGAUCGAGGACGAUACCUCGGAGGCGGGGAGGAUCCCCCGCACGGUGGAGGUGGAGCUACACGAAGACCUCGUGGACACCUGCAUACCAGGCGAUGUCGUGACGGUGUCUGGAGUGGUCAAGUCCGUCAACGCGGAGUUCGCUUCGGGGAGGGUGAACAAGCGCGCCAAGGCCAGCGGGUUGUACCUCAUCUAUCUCGAGGCCAACUCGCUGGUGAACGCCAGGCAGGACGAUGGGCCGGCAGGCGAAGACGGCAAAUCGAGCAACACGGAACGCAGUAAGGACAGCAGCGGCGGCGCCAGGAGCAAAAGCACGGCCCAUUUUACCCCGGAAGAGCUUCAGGGCAUCCUCCAGAUAGCGCACGACGACGACCCAUUUGGUCUCGUGGUGUCCUCGCUCUGCCCGUCCAUUUUCGGCCACGAGAUCGUGAAGGCUGGGCUGAUACUCGGGCUGUUCGGGGGCACGAGCAGGAACAGCGAAGUAGCCACACGGUGCGAUCCGCAUGUUCUCGUCGUCGGGGACCCUGGCCUGGGCAAGAGUCAGAUGCUCCACGCGGCCAGCCAGGCUUCCCCGCGAUCCGUGUACGUCUGCGGCAACACCACCUCCACCACGGGUCUCACGGUGACGUUGAGCAAAGAAGGCACCUCCGGGGAGGUCGGUCUUGAAGCGGGGGCGCUCGUGCUUUCAGACCAGGGCACGUGCUGCAUCGACGAGUUCGACAAGAUGGGCUGCGACCCGCACGCCCUCCUCGAGGCGAUGGAGCAGCAAAGGAUAUCCAUUGCGAAAGCUGGUCUAAUGAACGGAUUUCCGUAG